AUGAGUGGUAGACUAGGUGCUUACCUGCAUGCGGCCCUCAGGGCACGUAUGGAACGUGCUGCGAAGGCCAAUCGGCUUCUUGAGACUAUUACUAAAAACGCCGGAAAGAGAGAAUACGCUCCUCAUCUGCUUUCUCUUCCUCCGGAACUUCUCUACCACAUUCUCUCCUACCUGCCGGCUACAACACUUGCUUCUCUAUCCAGCACAUGCCGUUGUCUUCGAGAGCAUGUCGCCGACGACCAGGUAUGGGCUCUCUUGGUAAAUUCUUUCCUCCACAAGCCCCUCCGUGACCCCGCGCCUUUCGAGUCAUUCCGGUCCCUCUAUAUUACCUACCAUCCGUUCUGGUUCAUCGUUCAAGGCAAGAUAUGGUACUCGGAUGUUAAAAAUACUGGGAAAGUGAUCAUCGUUCGCUACAAUGCUCAGCGGGGCAGAAUCGAAGGUUAUAGAAUUGUGGCCGCCCAACCGUUUCGCAAUUAUGACCUGUGGUCCAAAGACACGUCCAUUUUCAUUAAUUCCUUUGAGCCACAAGUUAGCCUAUGGUUAGAUGACCCGGUCAUAUUGCUCGACAGGGUUGCAAUAUCAACCUGGAACUCUAACCUUGAGAGGCCACGCGAGUAUCGAAUGCCGAUGCAGCUUGAGACCCAGCGAGUAUUCACUUCUAUCUUCUUUUGCAAGGCUGCCGAUCCAGACGAGUGGGAAAAUGAAGAUAAAUCAGUGUGGCCCCCACUUAAUAUAGAUGCCGUUGAACGUGUCGACGUCACAUACUCCGAUUUCGAGUCAUCGGUUUUGUUGGAUAAACCGCUCCGUCAAAGUGAGAUUUCCGAAGCAGGGUUUCGAAUAAGACGAUGGAUACAAUUCGGUGGAAAUCUAUCUGCUUUUGAUACUGGGACUAUGAUGGAUGGCGUCUCUACAUAUGGAACACUGGACCCCAAGCUUUAUACACCAACGGCGGAAUUCCCCUAUCAAGGAAUUUGGGUUGGCGAUUACUCUGGCCACGGAGCCGAAUUCCUGGUCAUUAUGCAGUCCGAAUGCAUGCCCUUAUCUUUUUACUCGCACGAAAAAAUAGCCGAGAAUGUUCUUCGUGCUAAUAGAGGAACCCUUCCCAAAGCCUUCAGCAGUACUGAUGGAAUACCGCGUGGAGGUCUGAUCGCGGUCAAGCUCACAGGAGAUCCAAACGUUCCCCGGGGCGAAGUUAGUUUUUACGCAGACGAGAUUGGCCCAAAUGGGACAAUUCGUAUUGCUGAUGAACCGGAAUUUCACGGUGCACGAGUGGUAUCUAGCUGGGGUCAUGUCGCUGGCACAGAUUUUACAGGAGUCACCCAAUCGGACGAGUUUGGAAUGUCGGAACUGUUUCUUCUCUCCCACGACUGCAUUGCACACUUCUGGCUAGAAUUGGGCCAUAUUUCGUAUUAUCGCCGUGUCAAUCUCGACACCCUUCUUAACCAGUGA
Messenger RNA from Ophidiomyces ophidiicola, 1449 nucleotides. RefSeq lists its product as uncharacterized. Gene Ontology annotation, molecular function: protein binding. Bases 1 to 1449 code for a protein of 482 amino acids. The transcript is spliced from 2 exons. The record is from RefSeq and is a predicted model, not a curated record. Lineage: Eukaryota; Fungi; Ascomycota; Eurotiomycetes; Onygenales; Onygenaceae.